Messenger RNA from Verticillium dahliae VdLs.17, 2139 nucleotides. Its product is annotated as cell division cycle protein cdt2. Gene Ontology annotation, molecular function: protein-macromolecule adaptor activity; protein binding. The record is from RefSeq and is a predicted model, not a curated record. The transcript is spliced from 3 exons. Gene Ontology annotation, biological process: proteasome-mediated ubiquitin-dependent protein catabolic process. Gene Ontology annotation, cellular component: nucleus. Lineage: Eukaryota; Fungi; Ascomycota; Sordariomycetes; Glomerellales; Plectosphaerellaceae. The coding region runs from base 1 to 2139 and encodes 712 amino acids.
AUGUCGUCCAGCCGAACAUGGGGCCGCGCCAUGGCCAGCCCGCCCCCGAGCGAUGGCCACAUACCCUCGUCACCCUCGACCAUGAUGCCUCCCUCCUCGCCGAUACAGGAAGGCUCCUCCCGAAAACGACCCCGAAGAGAACGACGCGAACCGACCAUAACCCCCAGGAAAUUCAGGAGGUUCUUCACCCCCCGGAGCGAGAGGCUUGCCAUACCCUUCGAUGCCAGAUCUAUCCUCGGCGAGUCGAGCGAGUCGACACUCAACGCCGCCCAUCUGACAUCGCCUGCAUCCACCCUCGAAGACAAGCUCGACUCAAGAUCCGUUGAUUUCAACGUCGACGUUUCGCAAGAUGCAAGGAGGAAGACUCUCAACCUCUUCGGAGGAUCGAUCGACUAUAACAAUGCAUCACGCAGAGAGCCAGGGGAGACUUUUCCCGAUGCGAGGAAACGAAGGAGGACCGAGGCCUCUGACCUGCUGUCUUCGCCCUCGAUUGGGAGUGUGCGCACGUCUGACUUGACCGCUCAUAACUUGAGAGCUCUGGGUGCUCAGACUCGUUCCAGCUCCACGCUCGGUUUCGAGAGCAAGCUCGCACAAUCAUCCCAUGCUGGUUCCAACGAUGCGAUGUUGCAUGACUAUAAACCAAAGCCUGUCAUGAAGCUCCGUAACCGGGGCUUUGCCGCACAGCUGCUGCUCCGCGAGCAGGGCAUCACGCCGAGGCCUGGACUGGAGAGAAUCGACUGCCCAGCUCAUGCUACCCCCCUGACUGCCGUCGGCGAUGAGGAGGGGUUCAUUCGUCUCUUUGAUACAAAGUCCGUUCCCGCCCAUGUGUCAGAACCCACCAAGGUCAAAAUCGCUGUCCAAGCUCACAACAACGCCAUCAUGGACCUGGCCUUCUCACACAACGACCUCAGACUGGCGACCGCCUGCGGAGACCACAGCGGCAAGAUCAUGGACGUCAUGUCCCAGUCAAUAGCCGUGGAGCUGAACCACGGCCAGUACCAAGCCAUGCGCCGCGUCAAGUUUCAACCUGGCCAGGCCAAUGGUGAUGUGCUUGCGACUUCGGACCGGGACGGCACGAUCCAAAUCUGGGACAUCCGUUGCAGCACCUCUCCUGCCGUAUCUUUCACAACAAUGGGGCCUCGAGGUCCCAUUGCUCGCGACCGCCAUCUGCCCCCGUCAAGGACAAGGCCAUUGAACACCAUGCUCGAGGCCCAUGUUCGUGUUGUCGAGGGUGAGACCAGGGGAGCCUCGGUCACGGCUCUCGAGUGGUUGCCCGCAGGACGGGAGCACCUCCUCCUCUCCGCCUCGGAAGCCAACUCUUGCAUCAAACUCUGGGACACCCGCUACGUCACCUCCAGUAACCGAGCAGCCACCCCCUUGUCCGCCACGGCGACCCCUUCGACCCACGCCUGGCGCCCGUACGGCCUGACAUCCAUGUGCCUCAGCUCCGACGCCUCGCGUCUCUACGCCGUCUGCAAGGACAGCACCGUAUACGCCUACUCGACCGCCCACCUCAUGCUCGGACCCGCGCCGCAACUCUCCCGCAACCCGCCCCGCCAGAAGUUGGGUUCUGCCUCGCCUGGUCUGGGCCCCCUCUACGGCUUCCGCCACCCAGCUCUCACCGUCGGCUCCUUCUACGUCCGCUCAGCCCUUCGCACCGUCGGCACGGGAAACGGUCCUGAACUCCUCGCCGUCGGCAGCGCCACAUCGAGCGCCAUCCUCUUCCCGACCGACGAGCGCUUUCUCCGCGAGAAGUGGGACCGCGAAAGCCACGACCCAAACCACGACUGGGACACCAGUGCGAGGCGUCCCGGUCCCAGCUCCGGCGCCGCCGCCGCCGCACGCAUCCCCAUGGUCCACAACGGCACGCAGCUCGCAGACGGGCACCAGCGCGAGGUCACGGGCCUCAGCUGGUCAAACGAGGGCAAGCUCGUCACCGUCUCGGACGACUACACGGUGCGGCACUGGCAGGAGGACGCCUGCGAGGGCGCCGGCGAUCGCAACGAGGACGUCCCGAGGGACGCCCGCGACCUGCGCACCUGUGGUGGUUUCGGUCGGAAGCGCUGGAUGGCGGGCUGGGCGCGGACCGAGGAGGGUGCGAGCUGGGACGACGAUGACGACGACCACUCUGAGUGCUGA